GCCUGUGGUCGCCGCUGCUGCUGCUGCUGGUGGAGCUGGAGGAGUGAAGCUGGAGGAGUGAGGCUCGCAUGACAGAGGGGGGGUUGAGGUGACUUGUACACAGCAGGGAUUUGAAACAGGAGUUAAGUUUAUUUGACGCGCGUGUCGCGGCGCAGUUUCCGGGUCAGCACAGCGGCAGCCGAUUUGACACCGACAAAUGAUUUGUACGAAUCCCAGCAACAGGGCGCAGAGACAAAUGUCAGGCACGGUUUCAGCCGCGAGCACAGGGAAGCGCGACUAGUAUCACCGCAGCGCCGACACAUUUCCUCAGGGGUGGGGGGAGGUGGGGGGAGAGAAUGCGAAUGGUGCGAAGGUACCGAAAUCAAACGAAAUGGAAACCAUGUAGCGUCACUGCGGCAGUCCAUGUAGCUAGAACUAACGUUAGAGUAGAGAGUAGAUAGCCACAGGAGCUAACAUACAUGUAAAGUUAUUACCCGGAGACGCUGAAGCGGAGCCUGGAGGCGUGUGUUUGAAUCGGGGGAGUUAGCCAGUGUCACGACAUCAAAGAAGAUAAACAAGAAGAUGCUACGGAGAAGACUCAAUCGUUUGCUUGGCAGAGAUGAGAGAAUAGCAGACCGUAGGACAAUCUAUGUUGGUCAUCGAUCAGGAUCCACCAAUGAUGCCAUCAUUCCUCCCAAGUUCUGUGACAACAGGAUUGUGUCCUCCAAGUAUACAGUAUGGAACUUUCUACCAAAGAACCUGUUUGAACAGUUUAGAAGAAUUGCCAAUUUCUACUUCCUCAUCAUCUUCCUGGUGCAGGUGAUAGUAGACACUCCCACCAGCCCAGUCACCAGUGGCCUACCCUUAUUUUUUGUGAUCACCGUAACGGCCAUCAAGCAGGGCUACGAGGACUGGCUACGGCACAAGGCUGACAAUGAGGUGAACAAGUAUCCAGUCACAGUAAUCGAGGACGGCAGAAGAAUACGGAAGGAGAGCGAGAAGAUCAAGGUUGGAGAUGUUGUGCAGGUGGAAGAAGACGAGACCUUUCCCUGUGAUUUGAUACUGUUGCAGACGAGCCGAGACGAUGACACGUGUUUUGUCACCACAGCGAGUCUGGAUGGAGAGUCCAACCAUAAAACACACUACACCGUGCCAGACACAGGGAGGGAUCUGGAAUCUCUCAAUGCCACCAUCGAGUGUGAACAGCCUCAGCCUGACCUUUACAAGUUUGUUGGCCGCAUGCACAUCUACACAAGUAAUCAGGAUCCUGCGAUGAGGUCGUUGGGCCCAGAAAACCUACUGCUGAAAGGGGCAACUUUAAAGAACACUCAGAGGAUCAGUGGUGUUGCUGUUUACACUGGCAUGGAGACAAAGAUGGCUCUUAACUACCAAGGCAAAUCUCAGAAACGUUCUGCUGUGGAGAAGUCUAUAAAUGCCUUCCUACUCGUUUACCUUUGCAUAUUGGUGAGCAAGGCCCUUGUGUGUACUACACUGAAGUACGCGUGGCAAGGCACGCCUGGACAAGAUGAGCCUUGGUACAAUGAGAAAACGCAGACAGUGAAGGAAACCAAUUUUUACCUAAAGAUGUUCACUGACUUCCUGUCGUUCAUGGUGCUCUUCAACUUCAUCAUUCCGGUGUCCAUGUAUGUGACGGUUGAAAUGCAGAAGUUUUUGGGAUCCUUUUUCAUCACAUGGGACAAAGACUUCUUUGACCCAGAAAUCAAGGAGGGGGCACUGGUCAACACCUCAGACCUCAAUGAGGAGCUGGGACAGGUAGAGUAUGUCUUUACGGACAAGACGGGCACCCUCACGCAGAAUAACAUGGAGUUCAUCGAGUGCUGCAUCGACGGCUUCCAGUACAAGUACCGGGAUGCGAGCUCGGAGCUGGACGGAUUCUGCGUCACAGAUGGGCCUGUGAGCAAACUGCAGCAGAAAGCUGGCAGGGAGAGGGAAGAGCUGUUCCUGCGUGCCCUAUGUCUGUGCCACACAGUCCAGGUCAAGGAGCCCAUAGAGUGUCAUGACCAAGGAGACGGACUGAUGGACCAGGUCGAUGGCUUAGAGGCAGAUGGACAGGAAACGUCUUCCCUGCAGGAGCAGAGGGGCUUUAUUGCCUCCUCGCCUGAUGAGGUCGCUCUGGUCAAGGGUGCCAUGAGGUAUGGCUUCACAUUUCUGGGUCUUGAAAGUAAAACCAUGAAAAUUCUCAACAGAGACAAUGCUGUCGAAAUGUAUGAACUACUUCACGUGUUGAACUUUGACCCAGUGAGAAGACGAAUGAGUGUAAUAGUCCGAUCCAAAUCAGGUGAUAUACUGCUCUUCUGUAAGGGAGCAGACUCUUCCAUGUUCCCCCGUGUCAGGCAGGAAGAGGUUGAAAGGAUACGCAUGCAUGUGGAGCGUAAUGCAACAGAGGGCUACCGGACACUGUGUGUAGCCUACAAAUAUCUCAGUGCUGAGGAGUAUAAUCAGGCAGACAAAGGACUGAGGGAAGCAAGACUGGCUCUGCAGGACAGAGACGAGAAGCUCAUGGCUGUUUACAACCAAGUGGAGACUGGGAUGAGUCUAAUAGGAGCCACCGCUGUAGAAGAUCGGCUCCAAGAGGAGGCAGCAGAGACCAUGAUGGCUCUUCAGGGCGCAGGCAUUAACGUUUGGGUUCUCACGGGGGACAAGAUGGAGACGGCAAAGUCCACCUGUUAUGCUUGUCGGCUGUUCCAAAGAAACACUGAGCUGUUGGAACUAACAGUGCGCACACUGGAGGACGGAGGAAGGAGGCGUGAGAAACGACUGCAUGACCUCUUGAAUGAAUACUAUAAAAAGGCCGUGCUGGAUGCACCACCAGUUAAGGGAGGAGUCACCAGGAGCUGGUCUUCUACGAACCAAGACUAUGGUUUUAUUAUCGAUGGAGCCACUCUCUCAAUGGUGCUCAACUCCUCUGAAUCCAACUCGAGUCGCUACAAGAACCUGUUCCUGCAGAUUUGCCAAAACUGCACCGCCGUGCUCUGUUGCCGAAUGGCGCCUCUACAAAAGGCCCAGAUUGUGAAGAUGGUGAAGAACUCCAAAGGCAGCCCAAUCACACUUUCAAUCGGAGAUGGUGCCAAUGAUGUCAGCAUGAUUUUGGAAGCUCAUGUUGGCAUUGGUAUUAAAGGUAAAGAGGGCCGACAGGCAGUGAGGAACAGUGAUUAUGCCAUCACCAAACUCAAGCACCUCAAGAAACUUUUGUUGGUUCAUGGACAUCUCUACUAUGUCCGCAUUGCACACCUGGUGCAAUAUUUCUUUUACAAGAACCUUUGCUUCAUCUUACCUCAGUUUUUGUACCAGUUCUUCUGCGGCUAUUCCCAGCAACCCCUGUUUGAUGCGGCCUAUCUGACGAUGUACAACAUCUGCUUCACCUCUAUGCCCAUCCUGGCUUACAGCCUCUUUGAGCAGCACAUCAGCAUUGAGGUUCUGCUGGACAAUGCUACCCUCUACAGAGAGAUUGCCAAGAAUGCCAUGUUACGAUGGGGACCAUUCCUCCAGUGGACAUUACUCAGUCUCUACCAUGGUUUGCUCUUCUUCUUUGGCGUCCGUUUUCUGUUCAGUAACCCAGCACUGCAAGACAAUGGCCAGGUUUUUGGAAACUGGUCCUUUGGAACAAUUAUCUUCACAGUUCUUAUCUUCACUGUUACACUUACGCUUGCUUUGGACACGCGGCACUGGACAUGGAUCAACCACUUUGUCAUCUGGGGUUCCCUGGCCUUCUAUGUGUUUUUCAGCUUCUUCUGGGGAGGAAUAAUAUGGCCGUUCCUGAAGCACCAGCGCUUGUACUUUGUGUUUGCUAACAUGCUGAGCUCAGUGUCGACCUGGCUGGUCAUCAUCUUGCUCAUCCUGCUCAGCCUAAUGCCAGAGAUCCUGCUCACGGUGUUCUGUAAGCCUCGCGGCUCCAACGCUCGACAGAGAAAGCUGGUUCAGUCGAGCGUUGGGGACCUCCAGUCUCCCCGGUCCUCAGCCAGACCCCUGCUCAUGAGAACCUUUUCAGACGAGUCCAAUACAGUCAUUUAAGCAGCUGUCAGAUCAUGGCCGUCUAUGGACAUCCAGAUUGCAGCUGUGACACCAAUGUCCUAUAAGCACCUGAUGGUCGGCGACUAAAACGUCAGCAAGGAUCUGAAACAACAGUGACAUUUAGCCACAGUCGGGAUGGUAGUUGGGUAAGAGCUGAUCUGAAGAGAGGAGGAAAUGACGAGGAGAAAAAAAAAAAAAAGGAGAGAUGAAAAUGGAUGUAGCAGUUUUUUGGACCCGUGUCUUUCUGCUCCAUCCUUCUCUGUUCACUUCCGACAGCUCCUAACACCCCCCCCCCCCCCACGCAUGCCUGCAGAGCAGUGCCCCGCACUACUUUUUAAAAUAUCAACAAAGAUGAUAGGCAUGAGUUUUCUUCAUUUCUUUGACUUUUUUUUUUCUUUUUUUUGUUUGUUUGUUUUGUUAUAAAUACUCGCUUACUAUUGAAUGCAUUUACACAUCGGCCUUGUCAGUAGCUCUAUCCACCUGCUGUGUUUUAACAAGCAGUUGUUAUAUCCACUCCAAGAAUGGUUCACCUGCAUGAAAGAAGGCUCAGAGGAAAAGCUUUACUCCACUGUUCAGACACUGUGUUCUGCAAUGUUUUUUUUUUGUUUGUUUGUUUUAUUAUAAAGACAUCAUGUUACCUUUCUCAAUAAUUAUAAUUAAAAUCAUGAUUAUACUUUACAGGUACUACAAUUUUCAGCGGUUCUUCUUCACAGGUUCUAGAGAAAAUUUGCUCAUCAACAGGUCAAAGAACAGGUCACUGAAUGAGAUUUUUUUUUUUGGGUUUCUAUAUAAUGAUUUAGUCUCAAUACUUCUUGUUGUCUCUUUAACACUAAGUUUGAGUCUUUUUUUUGAAGAUAAGAGAAUUUAAUGGAGUCUGACCACUCAAUCCAAAAAGUGAGAGUAUAUAUUUAUAUAUGCAAGAUUAAGAGAUAGAUUAGAGAAAUAUGAAGUAUAUAUAUGUAUGCUGGAAAUAUUCCGGCGAGACGGAAAUCUUCAAAAUCUCAGAGAUAAUUUAAGAGAGUCCAAUGAGAACGAGAGAAAUUAAUAUAUGUAUUGUACUCUAUUGUGUAUAGCUUAGAGAUGUUUGACAGCAUCUGCUCAAAGCCAAAAAAAGGUGAACGUGAUGAAAUCAGACUCUGUCCACACUAGUGUGACCUUAAAUUGACAAGUCUGUUUGUCUGUGUGUACUAUGAGAAAAAAAAAAAGAGUUAGAAAUGACGGUUGUGUUGAUGAAAACCAGGAUUACAUGAUGUCGAUGUGGUUUGAUUAAGACUUUUCUUGCACUAUUAACAACGGUUUUCCAGUCGGGUCGAUUUUUUGCAUACACGGGCACAUAUCUGCGCACGGAGAACACGCACUCCAUCCUGAAGGAGGUAUAUAAAUAUACUGUAUGUCCAUUUCACACAGUCUAGUCUAGAAUUUGUCUCGCUGACUCUUUGGAGUGUAAAGAAAAAAAGCUCAUGUUACUGUGAUGGUCAUGUAAUUUAUUAUGUUUUUGGAUUGUUCAGCCUUUAACUACUAUUAUGUGUGUGUUUUCAUACAUUCCAUUUCAACACGCCAUACGUUCAGACUCUUAAAGAUACUGUUUUUGUAAUCCUUCUUUUGUUUUUCACUCCACAAACAUAUUAUUGUCUUUUUGGCAUAUUUAUUGUUCCGUGUGAUUUUACUCACAAAUGUUAUAUUUUAUUACACAAAUCUUUCUUUUUUAUUAUUAUUAUUAUUAUUAUUAUUAUUAUUACUACUGUGGUAGAGUUGUCAGCUGUGGCGGUCAUUUAAGUUAAGCCUGUGUCACUCCAGCCCUGAUGUGAGGCUGUGCCAAUCCAGUUUGAUCUUUGUCGUGAUAUACUAAAACAGGCAGCCCCCACAUCAACCUCUGAACCUCUUUUUGCCACGUGACGUGACUCUCGCUUAAAGGAAUACUUCCCCCAUUUGCAUUUAGCUGUGUAUUACUAGAAUAGGGGUAGUAUUUUUGAAAAAUUGUGCUUCCCAACCCCAGUUUCCCCUAAGUAGAGAAAUAUCUUCUUUCUCCUUUUUGUUACGUGCCCACCAGUGACACUUGUUAGCAUAAUUGUCCUGUUAGCAUAAUUGUUAGCAAAGAUGGCGGACACUGUUUACAUUCUGGGAAUGAGGUGCCGUCCCCCUACGUGUGGGUCUAAAAAGUGCGGGGCUUUCCGAGGCUUGAAACUGCAACGCUAAUUCCGCACUUUUUAGACCCAGAAUGUAAACAGUGUCCGCCAUCUUUGCUAACAGUGACGCUAACAGGACCAAGUUUCACUGGCGGGCACGUAGCAAAGAAAAAAAUGAAGAUAUUAAACUGAGGUUGGGAAGCACAAUUUUUAAAAAAUACGACCGAUAUUCUAGUAACACACAGCUAAAUGCAAAUCAGUGACGUCUUCCUUUAAAACGGAGGAGCCGCUGUCGCUAAUCAUUGAUGUAUUGCUCGGUGGAGUUUGUAUCGUGAUCUUAAACGUUCACCGAUUGCUCCUCCAACAACACUGAUCCUGUGUCUCACCCCCACAGACUGUAGCCUGACGUAUCUGAUACAAAGGUUACACAGCAACAAUAUUUCUCAAUUUCUCAGCGCCAUUUUCUACUCCGUAAGUUUGUCUGAUGUUAGGUUUGUGACGGAGGUCGUUCCCGAUCCUCCGCACCGCACUGUGUGCCAGAGGAUACCAGACGUCAGAGGAUCCGUUGAGCGGGGUUGCCUGCUUUGUUAACUGAAAAACCUUUAAGUGACAUAAGAGAUGCUAUUUUCUUCAAAUCUAAUGUUUUGCCUGUCUAAUGAAAAGCAUAAAAGAAUGAACUGUAUUUUUAAUGCAACCUUUUUCCAGCCACUUUUUGUAAGAAAAUCAAAACGGGGGGGGGGGGGAAGGGGCACGAGAGGCUCUUUGGUUGUGGAUGCUGUCCCUGUGUGUGAGGGGUGGCGGUGGACACCUUCAGACACCUCGGCACUGAUGUGUCCAAUAGCAGGGACUCCGCCACCUCCAGCCCUUGAGGGCCUCCAGCCUCAACACUUCAAACCUCCCAAGUUGAAUGUACCUCUUUGAAACUAGUAUAUUCAAAACCUGGAGAUUUUCCUUAAUAAAGCAGACUGUUUUGAAGAUAAA
Molecule: messenger RNA, 7118 nt
Organism: Solea solea (common sole)
Lineage: Eukaryota; Metazoa; Chordata; Actinopteri; Pleuronectiformes; Soleidae
Gene: atp11c
Product: ATPase phospholipid transporting 11C
Exons: 31
Coding region: 562-4011 (1149 amino acids)
Biological process (GO): phospholipid translocation
Cellular component (GO): trans-Golgi network; recycling endosome; endoplasmic reticulum
Molecular function (GO): ATP binding; magnesium ion binding; ATP hydrolysis activity
Source: RefSeq, a predicted model, not a curated record